GGCGACGAUCAGUGGCCAUAAUGUCCCCCGAACAACCCAGAGGGUGUGGAGAUUCCGUUCCGUCAGGUCCGUCCAAGGCUGGGGGGGUUGGGAUGUUUUAUGGACAAGCUCAGACGAUGGAAGGCACGUUUGCUUGGCCAGGCCUCCUCGGAUGACAACCCGAGGCGGGCCCCUCCUUCCCAGAAUCCAAAUCAAGUCUGCAACAAAGACGUCAGCGGCCUCGUGAAGCAAUGAGGUAAGAGGCCAGCCUUGUCAUCGAAAGGGUCCGUCGUGUACCCCCACUCUGAACAAGAAUAAAAUAGCAAACAAUUUCACUUCUUUCCCUUCCGUCUACCACGUCUAUUCUGUUCUCAACUACCAAAGAUCUUUACACCUGAUACCAUUUCUCGAGAUACCCAUCUGUUUACUUGCCACGAGAAAAAGAAAAACAAAAAGAAAGCACAACGCCAAUCCUUGAUACCCACCUUAGCCCAUCAUGGAGACCAUCAACAAGGUCGCCAGCUCUGCUGCCACCACUGCUAGCAACGUUGCCGUUGAAGCUUCCAACCUCGCCGUUGAGGCUUCUAACCUUGCCGCUCAGGCCUCCAAGGCAGCCGUGGACGCCGUUUAUGGAACUGGCCAGUCCCAUGAGGAGCCUAUCUCGGGCAAGACGGGCGAUGUCUCCAAGGGAGAGCCCUACGACGCUGGUAACAUGGAACCCAGCCAAAGCACCGGAGUGGCUGUCGGCGAGAAGAUGGUCCCCGAUCGUACCGUCGCCCAGGACGCUGCUGGCCCUGUGAAGAAGGACGGAACUGAGCCCAAGCCAGCGAACCUGGUCAAGGUACCAGAGGCGGAGAAGGACCACAGCCCACCAACCGUCAACUCUAGGAUUGACAACCACUACAACAUCCCCGAGCACUCUACUGUCAACCCCAAGACCAACGCGUUCCAGGGCCCCGAUAGUAUUACUCCCAAGAUUGACUCUCACUACAACGUCGCCGCGCCCAAGACCACCGCUGUCAAGCCCCUUGACAGCAACACUUCGUUCCCCACGACUACCACCCACACGGCUGACGCUCCCGAGCCCCUGAACGAUACCUUCUCGUCCCACAGGAACAUUCCGGCCGAGCAAUCCACUACCUUCCAGGAUCAGAGCUCCUCCAAGCACGACGUACCCAAGGUCAACCCAGCCGCUACCCAGGAUUCGUCUCUUCAUCCUGGCGACAGUACUCAGGCCCAGAACGACAUUCGUUCCCCGAAUGAUCCUUCUACGCACCCCACUCAUGUAAACGCGAGGGAGAACGUCGAUGACCGUGAUGGUGGCUUGGAUGCCGACGAGAACCCCAACAAGGGCCUUGGCUCUGGCCCCAAGUCUUUAGGAGAAGUUGCCCAGCAGCAUGGCGGAGUUGCUGGCAAGGUCGAGGACGGAGGUGUCAAGGACCCCCAGAACGGCCCCCCCAAGGAGGAGCAGGCCAAGCCGGAGUCGCACCCUAUCCACCAUGCUACUGGCUUUCAGGCAGAUGGCGGCGACUUUGAUGCGGCGGCACCUGGAGCUGGUGUCGACGCUGAUCGCAUUCUCGAGUCAAAGGGAAUCCACAGGGAUGACGCUAAUGGCUCCCUCGUUGGUAACACCGAAGCCCUUGAACAUGACCAGCACGGACAUAAGGACAAGACCAGCUUGAAGCAGAAGAUCAAGGACAAGUUGCACAAGCACUAAGCUGCAUGGUGCUUCCUUACUACAUUGUUCUUUUCUUCUUGACUGCGUACGAUAUCCUUUUCUUUUGUCUGCAGUGUUACGACGUAAUGAUGGCCAAAAUAUUCUUGGGAAGCUUUGGUAGAACAGUCCUUGAUGGACAGCAUGGGUUGAUUUGUCAGUCCACGCAAUGUCGGGUACUCCGAUUAUUCCAAUGACCCUAUCGAUUGAAGACCUUCUUUUCGUGAUGUUCCCUGGUUGUGAUACUCUCGCGC
Molecule: messenger RNA, 1947 nt
Organism: Neurospora hispaniola
Lineage: Eukaryota; Fungi; Ascomycota; Sordariomycetes; Sordariales; Sordariaceae
Exons: 3
Coding region: 476-1696 (406 amino acids)
Source: RefSeq, a predicted model, not a curated record